Molecule: messenger RNA, 732 nt
Organism: Anopheles cruzii
Lineage: Eukaryota; Metazoa; Arthropoda; Insecta; Diptera; Culicidae
Product: protein lethal(2)k10201
Exons: 3
Coding region: 1-732 (243 amino acids)
Source: RefSeq, a predicted model, not a curated record
AUGGAAUUUACUCCGAAGGCGAUUGUGUUGGAGUUACUACAAAAGUACGCCGUUGGUCGCCGUCCGCCAGAUGAUGAGUUCUUCCGGGAGGGUAAUUUGUACUUCAAACCCUUCGUGAAGCUCGGAGUGUUGAGCGAAAUACCGUCCACGGAAACAGAUGACAAAAAUGUCGACAUCAACUGCAACGUGCCAGAUUGCACCUUUUUCUGCCAAUCGGUUACCGACUACGAGUCCCACUACAACGCACUGCACCGGUACACGUGUGGCCAGUGUAAAAAGAUUCUCCCGAAUGCCCAUCUGCUAGAUUUGCAUCUUUCCGAGGUGCACGAUUCAUACUUUGCUGCACAGGUUGAAGCCGCAAAGCAUCCGAUGUAUGCCUGCUUCCGAGAGGAAUGUCAAUACCGUAGCAAGGACUGCGCUGAGCGACGGGACCAUUGCAUACGGGAGCACAAGUUUCCACACAAUUUCCGUUUCGACAAACCAUCGGAGCAUCAGUCGCAGCGUUCGAAGGAGGCGAAGUCGCCUGUGGACAGCGGUGAAAUGGAAGAACCGACACCGAUAGACAGACUCCCUCAGGAAGAUAUGGCCCCGCCUCGUUGUAGGAAAAACUAUGUCUUUGGCCACUCGCGCCAACGUACAUUUAAGCCCACCAAAUCGGCCGGCCCGAAGUGUGAUAUACUCGAGAGCAACCAGAUGGUGGUUGACUUGCUGGAAAGUCUGCCGAAAGAAUGA